Polyodon spathula (Mississippi paddlefish) is the source of this 2574-nucleotide messenger RNA. RefSeq names its product ribose 5-phosphate isomerase A (ribose 5-phosphate epimerase) (gene rpia). Gene Ontology annotation, molecular function: ribose-5-phosphate isomerase activity. Gene Ontology annotation, biological process: pentose-phosphate shunt, non-oxidative branch; D-ribose metabolic process. The transcript is spliced from 9 exons. NCBI's taxonomy places the organism in Eukaryota, Metazoa, Chordata, Actinopteri, Acipenseriformes, Polyodontidae. The coding region runs from base 52 to 984 and encodes 310 amino acids. Gene Ontology annotation, cellular component: intracellular membrane-bounded organelle. The record is from RefSeq and is a predicted model, not a curated record.
GACUGCCUUUUUUUGCAAGACUUCCUGGAGUAGUGAAACCCAGCGUGGGUUAUGAGUUUGCUAAGGGUUAUUUGUUCUUUUCCAGCGAGCUUUAUUGAAGCAGUGGUGAAAGGAUCACAGAGCGCGCUGAACUACAAGAGCAUUUGUGGGAGACACGUGGUUUACUGCAGGAGGUACAACAACGAGACGGCAAUGGCAGAAGAAGCUAAGAAACUGGCAGGGUACGCCGCUGUGGAUAAUCAUGUUCAGGAUAACCAGGCUGUAGGGGUCGGGAGUGGGUCCACCAUAGUCUAUGCUGUGGACAGGCUUGCGGAAAGGGUUAAACAAGAGAACCUGCACAUUGUGUGUGUCCCCACAUCAUUUCAGGCUCGUCAGUUGAUUCUAGAGCAUGGAUUAACCCUUAGUGAUCUGGACAGGCACCCUGAGCUUGACGUGGCUAUCGACGGGGCAGAUGAAGUGGACUCGGAGCUGAACCUCAUCAAGGGUGGCGGGGGCUGCUUGACUCAGGAAAAGAUUGUAGCUGGAUGUGCCAAACGUUUCAUUGUGAUUGCUGACUACAGAAAGGAUUCCAGAGUCCUAGGGGAGCAGUGGAAGAAAGGUGUCCCGGUUGAAGUGAUUCCGAUGGCCUACGUCCCUGUUACCCGGACAAUAGCCCGCAAGUUUGGAGGAGUGGUUGUGCUCAGGAUGGCUGUCAGUAAAGCUGGUCCAGUGGUGACUGAUAAUGGUAACUUCAUAUUGGAUUGGAAGUUUGAUCAAGUCCAUGACUGGAAAUCGGUGAAUACAGCCAUCAAGAUGAUCCCAGGUACAGGGUGGUGGAAACUGGGCUGUUUGUCGAGAUGGCAGAGAGAGUUUAUUUUGGAAUGCAAGACGGGACUGUGGGCGUGCGUGACAAACCUCACCACUGAAGCCUGUUGGGGUUUCCCCCAGUCAAGCUGCAGUCUUCUAGGGUUCACCUCCCCAUUUCUCAGCCUUAACGAGCACUAACCUCAAGUGCCACAAACUGCUCCAUUUAAAACCAACUCAGUUCAGGUCUGGGUACAGCAGCCUACAGCCAGUGCAGGAACAAUUGCCUUUUUUCUUGCUCCGCUCCAUUGUUUUGGGGGGUUGGUAUUUUACAAUAUAAAGUGGCCUUUCAUACAGAUUUAUCAGCGAGCACUAAAGAGCUAGUUUAUCGAAAGCCUACAUGUUUACUUGACACGUGCUGUUGAAUUCGUUGUUUCUGUGAUCUCAGUACCUGGGGCAUGACCCUGGUAGCCAGUGUAAACCUGGUACAGUCUCAUAGAGGGUCUAGUGACAAGGCUAAGUCUUGUGCAGCUAAACUCAAGAAAAGCAUACAUUCCCACCUCCUUGUCUAGUUUUGCUGUAUGGAUCAUUCUGAACUUUGUUGGAAAGAAUCUUGUGGUGUUCUCAUGUAAAACUGGUGAACAUUGAGAAACCCUAAAUCAACAUGGGGGCAGUCCGCAAAGCCUUUUACUCCAGUGCCAAUAGAAAAGUACAAAACCACUAGUUAAUGUUACUAAAUGAGAAAUCAACCAUUUAAGAAUACCUAACCAGCUCGUUGAGGCCAUUUCAGGACCUCGAGAAAACGGAAGUGAUUACUUCAGAUUUCUCGAUCUUGAGAUUAUCUUGUGAUCUCGACAUUUUUAUAUUUUUCUCUGAUGGCCUCAACGAGGCGCCAUAGCCCCUGAAUUACAUUCAUGAGAUCUUUUAUUUCUAGUGUGAUAACACCAAAGUAAAUGGCCCUGAUGUCCUCUGCAGGCAAUAGCUUUGGGAAUCCCCUCCCAUGUGUUACUGUUUUGGCCAAGCAAUGUCCAGACUGUUUCCAGUUUCACUCAUGCCUUCACAUAUUUCAAUGGAAACUGUCUUGCCACAUGGACAAAAUGCUCUAAUGAAGUUUACUAGUCCCUGUUUCGUUGUACAUUUCUUUUGAAGAUCUAAAGAGUAAUACACCAUUCACUGGAAAAACCACCCAAUGCAUGCAUUAGGAAUUGCUACUAAAAAGCAGUAUUUACUGUGUUCUAGCCAAUUGAUGCCUUAACAGAACCUUCUAAAGCUGUGACAUCAUUGAAGUGGUUUUUUUACCAAGGAAUUAGAUAUACAAUUAGUGCAUUAAUAUUAUAAUACAACUCCAACUUCUAUUGAAUAUAUAACCCCUCCACUACAGCUUGCAGUCCUUGGCUUUUAACUAUAAAGUUUACAGGGUGUCAGAAGUCUGGAACCCCUGGCAAGGUAACAGGUUCUGCUUCAAAUUCAAAAGGCUUGAAGUGGUUGGAGGGAGUGGUUGGAGGAAACCCCUAGUAAUUUAGAUUGUUUGUGUCUGACCAAUAGUUAUGUUUCAUAUAUAGCAAGCAAGAAAACAGAUAGGACUGCCUUCAAUGGUGCUCAGUAGCACUGUAGGUUUAUUAGAUUUCUGUUGAGUUUGCACUAUUAAAAUGAAUACAGACAUAUUGAUUUUACACGGUCAGUUUUUUUUUUUUAUACUUACUAUUUACAGAUUUUUGUUUCUACAAUAAAGGAACGAGCACUAUGCAACUGGUACAGACUUGCAAUAAAAAUAAAAUAAAAAACUAUCAA